AUGAUCGACCCCUGUGAGGCGCUAAUGUACGAGGCUGGGCAAUGGAGAGUCGGGGCCAGGGCUCACGAAACAAUUGCCGAGCUAGUUGAAAUGCUGGAGGACAACCGGCACGAGUUGCCUUCCGGCGCCAUGCUGAUGAAGAAGAUCAGCCGCCCGAAAUACUAUCUCAUCCACGCCGACAUUUUCAAGAAGAACAAGAUCGGCGAGGGCAACUUUGGCGAGGUGUCAAGGGAACUUUCCGGGCCGAGCGUCGAAUCGAGACCCCUUGUGCCAUCAAACUGUGAGGCGCGGAUCGCCAGGAUCCUCAAUCCUAGGAACAUCGUCCGCUUCUACGGCGUCGCCGUGCAACAACUGCCGGUGAUGAUGGUGAUCGAGUUGGCCGAAAACGGUGGCCUUCAGGCCUACUGCGAGAAGAACCCCGACGUUCCGUCCGACCAGCUGAUGGCCUGGUGCUCGGACGCUGCGACGGGAAUGGCCUAUUUGCAUCGAAACGAAGUUCUUCAUCGUGAUCUGGCCGCUCGAAACUGUCUCCUGGGCCAGGAGCUCGAGCUCAAGAUCUCUGACUUUGGCAAAAUGAGCGAUGGGCACAGCAUCAUGAGACAGCUCAUGCUAACGCAAAGAAGCCUGAAAGCAAAAAGGAAGACGACUACCCAUCUAUACGAAGAGACGCCGACCAUCAUCUACCGCGGCCACUACAUGUUGAAAUAUGACGGCAGCCAAUUGUUGGGGACCAAGGUCGGAGACGCCGCACAAGACGCAGAUGAGUGGAGGUUGAUGACCGUUCAUGAGGUUGGAUUCGCCAUCAAAUUCGACACCGAACGAUACCUGACAUCGAUCCUCGACCUAGUCCAUAAGUUCACAAUCGAGGAUGGCACCCUCAUGUACACCGGUCCCUUCAAGAACGUCUCUGUCUCGGUCAACGGAAAUCUUAUGGAAAACGUCGCGAGCCAGCGUCAACCGAAUGCCCAAAUGACAUCGAGCUUCACCGUGCCGCGACCCGACAUUUCUAUUGCCGAAUCCCGGUUUCGGAUCGUCCUCAUCAUUCAAGGGGUGUCGGUGCAGACCGGAGCAUACAUCGACCUGAUGGAAGAGACGCUGCUGGACCGCUUCAACAAGAUCAUCAUCACCCAA
This is a messenger RNA of Mesorhabditis spiculigera, 1131 nucleotides long. Lineage: Eukaryota; Metazoa; Nematoda; Chromadorea; Rhabditida; Rhabditidae. The record is from the annotation of a GenBank genome assembly.